AACCUGCAUGGCCACCGGAGGGCGCCGUGCACCUUAGUGAGCAGCCCGUGAAGCUGAAGAAGAGGAAGAGUAUGGCGGACGACGGAGGGAAGCCGCUGCAGAGCGCCAUGAAGAUGGCCAAGCAGGCGAUCCAGCUGGAGGGGGGAGACAGGCAGCAGGAAGCUUACUGCCAAUACCUGCGAACCAUCAACUACAUUUCACACGUUCUUCUCCAAGAAGAGACGCAGGUGGAGGUGGAGCGGAUGCUGCGGCUGGCGGAGCAGUGUCUGGACCGAGCCAAGACCUUCAUAGGGAAGCGCUCUGUCCAUCCUGUCCCCCCUGUCCUCCACAACGCCUCCUGUUCUUCAGCUGACCAAUCAGAGGCUGAGGCCGGUCCUAAGGCUGGAGACAGAGCCUCUGCUGCUGAGGGACAGGUUGACGCUUCGUCCCGGUUUGGUCUGUCAGAUGAUGGUGGACAGCCGUCCUCUUUCCCUCCUCCUGAUGUCUUCCAGAGACAACAGACUGCAGCUUCACACGACUCCAGCAGGAAGACGCUGACCCCGGUGGAGGAAGCGUCCCGGCAGAACCAGAAGCUCCAGGCGUCCUAUGAGGCUCGUGUGGCCCGGCUGGCUCCGGGUCAGGCGUUCCAGAAAACCUCCUUGACGCUUUCUCUGCAGCGGCAGAUGAUGGAGAAUCUGAUCAUCGCCAGAGCCAGACAGGACGCCCAGCUGCAGAGGAAGGUGGAGGAGAGGAGGCAGAGGCUGCAGGACGAAGCUAACAGGAGGUUUGCUGCCUCUGGAGCACUGACUGCAGAGGAGCAGGAGCAGCGGCUCCUCUACUCCCGGGUUCUGGAGUACGAACUGGACCACGACUGGCCCAAACAGUGGAGAACCAACAUCAAGAAGAACCCGGACGCCUCGCUGGUUCUGGAUCUGCUCUCCUACCUGCUCAGGUCUGAUCAUCCACUAGUGGAGCUGCUGAGGAAACAUCAGUUCAGGAUCUACAACCAGCUCUACCCCAUCGUCACCCAGAGCCUUCCUCAGAGCCUUCCUCAGAGCCUUCCUCAGAGCCUUCCUCAGAGUCUUCCUCAGAGCCUUCCUCAGAGUCUUCCUCAGAGCCUUCCUCAGAGUCUUCCUCAGAGCCUUCCUCAGAGCCUUCCUCAGAGCCUUCCUCAGAGCCCCGCCCUGCUGCUCAGGUCUUCUCGCAGCGUCCACGCCCGGCUCUCUCCAGAGCGACAACCGACCAGAACCGGCAGCUCUCUGGACGGCGAGGACCCUGUGCAGUGGGACGACUCCUUCGAGGACCUGGAGCACUUCCUGUCCCAGCUGGACUGUGGCGACCUGCGGGCGGUGCUGACCUUUGACCCCUCCAUUGAGCUGGAGCAGCUGGAGCUCAGAGCUCUAAAAGAACACCUGAAGGCCAUCGUCAGAGACGUCCACGGAGCCGUCGAUCAGCUGCUGUCGCUCUGCCUGCUCUCCUUCGACUGCCUGAACACGGCGACCUUUAAGGAUCUGAGUCUGGGCUGCAUCGAGGAGGCCUUCUUCACGCCGCUGUGGAGCCCCCUGCUGGCUCUCUUCAGGCGAGUCCUCCGGGAGCGAGAGCUUCUCUUCCAGAGGAACAUGGCGCUGUACUGCAGCGCCUCGCCAGCAGAGGUCGGUGUUCCCCUCAAACUGUUCCCCCAGGACCCCGGCGCGCUCCAAGGUUCCUACCCCUACCAGGUGGCGGUGCAGGAGCUGAAGCUGCUGGUGCGGGACCGCUGCCCUCAGAGGAAGCUGGACUGCGUAGUGCGGACGCUGCGGCUGAUCUGCGGCUGCGCCGAGGAUUACCGGAACCAGCAGGGGGGCGGAGCCUCCCGGGCCGCCGCCAUCGGCGCCGAUGACCUACUGCCCAUCCUGUCCUUCGUGGCGCUGCGCUGCCAGUGUCCCCAGCUGCUGUCGGAGUGCGCCGCCCUGGAGGAGUUCAUCCAUGAGAGCUUCCUGAUUGGUGAGGAGGGUUACUGUCUCACCUCCCUGCAGAGCGCUCUGGCCUACGUUGAGUCUCUUCCAGCAAGAGCUGACCUUGCUGACACCGAGUAACGCCCCCGACCUGUGGAGCCGCCACAGGUACCAGCUGGCCUCUGAUUGGCCAGACGGAGAUGAGGUCAUGACCUUUGCUGUGGAGGCUCCUGGAUAUCAGGAAGAACUUACUGCUGCCUGUUCUGAGCAUGCUCAGUAGGGGCUGAGAAACGGGAAGCACUGCAGCCGGACUGGACCGGACCGGGCUGGACUGGGGGAGGGGCUGCUUCUGCGUUUCUUCUACUUUUCCAGGUUGUUCCUCAUCUUCCUCACUCUUCAUCGUUUUCUGACGCUGCAGCUUUUGUCUCCGCCUCCCAGCCAAUCAGAAGACUCCAGGUGUCAAUUGGUUUUUCUGCCCCCUGCAGGACAUUUCAAUAAUUCCUCUGCAAACAUGAUCACCUGGUUGGUGGGCGGAGCCUGAGCUGGAGAGAAACAUUCAGGAAUUAAAGCAGCAGCAGAUCUGAGGCCUGUAAUCCAGACUUUACUGGAUUAUUCAGUCAAAACAUGGGAGUUAAACGCUGCUGCAGAUUACUGUUUGAAACUACAGGAAGUCUGAUAAUCCUGCUGAUGAUCUAUCCGGGUCACCAUGUUGGUGAACGGCAUUGUGGGUAAUCUGCUUGCAGUGGAUGUGAUGACAGAGCAGAUUCUGGGUGACCUUCAGGAUGACCUCUGAGGCCUACGUUGGUCCAGAGGAGCUGAAGGGAAUCUUGGUUUUGUUUUUUAUUUUUUCCCAGAAUUUAGUUUCUUCUCCUCUAGUUUUUAUGCAAUUCACCAGGACCUGUGCAGAGGUCGGAGGUCAUUAAAUCAAUCAGGUAACUUUGUAUUUUAUUGUUUAGUUUUAAAUCAGACCAGUUUAUACAUCCCAAAGAUUCAUUUAGUUCAUUUUUUAUUCUCAAUUGUUUAAGAAGCAAAAAUAAUUUCUGGUCCAAAGAGCAGAAACCGGUUUUAGUUUCUGGUUCCGAGAUACAGAACGGACCCAGAGUGAAGAACCGGUACCAGUAAACUGGUGCAACUGGGAGAACCUGCUGGAAUAUUUCUGCAUCGUUUUUAUUUAAGAUGUUUUCAAAAGACAGAAAAUCCUGUUUCCAGUUGUAACAUUCAAAAUGUUACAACUGGAAAGAUGUUAAAGAUCCUGUGAUUUUACUCUAAACUGUACUGGGAAUGUUUCUGAAAUAAUGCAUCUUUGUGAGAAGAGUUAACAAGAUAAAUUGUUUAACUGUUAAACAGCUUGUUUAUUUAUCUCUCUCUGGGUGAUUUCCAGUUUAAACCGUCUCGUCCAGCCAGACGUCUAAUUUUCUUACUUAGGGAGGAAGAAAUCCUUCAGCUGUUAAUUUUUCAGCGAGUACGCGUCCAGCUGUUCAUAGCGGAGGGCAGUUAUUAAUAAAACUUGUAAUUUAGGUCAAAAUGACUGGGCUCCACCUUUUCAAAAAUUAUCAUGGAAAAAUAUGUAAUAAAAUUUAUAUUUCUAUUUUCACCCUGUGGUUUGUACUAUAAAGUAUUUAUUUUUCAUUUAGCUUUACCAAUUUUGAUCAUUUUUUUUUUCUUGAAAAUCGCUGAAUUUUCUUAAUUUCCCUUUCAAAUGCUCAGAAGCUCAGCAGGAAGCCGAGCUUCACCUGGGAUUGAUCAACCUCUCACUAACUGCACUGGCUGCCAUUCUGACAGCAUGUUCCUCCUGCCUGUACGUCGCUAAUAAAAUGACUUAAAAAG
Xiphophorus maculatus (southern platyfish) is the source of this 3740-nucleotide messenger RNA. It is a transcript of the gene vps9d1, whose product is annotated as VPS9 domain containing 1. Gene Ontology annotation, biological process: vesicle-mediated transport. The record is from RefSeq and is a predicted model, not a curated record. Gene Ontology annotation, cellular component: endocytic vesicle; cytosol. Gene Ontology annotation, molecular function: guanyl-nucleotide exchange factor activity; small GTPase binding. The transcript has 16 exons. NCBI's taxonomy places the organism in Eukaryota, Metazoa, Chordata, Actinopteri, Cyprinodontiformes, Poeciliidae. Bases 72 to 2054 code for a protein of 660 amino acids.